AUGUUAGUAGUAGAGAAAAUUACCGAUUUAACUCCAGUUAAAUUUUUAAAUGUGGAAGGACAAAUUCCUGAGAACAUUAAUUUAGCAGAUGAUACUUUUUAUGUUCCAGGUCCCAUUGACUGUUUAUUGGGUGCGGAAAUUUUCUAUGAAUUAUUACGCUGCGGGCAAAUAUAUUCUGAAAAUUCUAAUCUUAUUUUCCAAAAUACAGUGUUUGGGUUUGUGGCUUCAGGUAGUAGUACUUGUGUAAAUAGUGAGUUAAACGUACAUUGUGGAUUAAUUAAGGAAGGAGAUUUAAAUGAUACCUUAAGAAAAUUUUGGGAAUUAGAAAAUGUUGAUUUAGAGCGAACCAAAAAUAAAGAGGCAGUUUUGUGUGAGGAACAUUUCGUGAAAACGCAUUCAAGGGAUGUUGAGGGCCGGUACAUAGUUAAAAUGCCCCUUAAAGAUGAUCCGAAAUGUUUAGGUGAAUCAAGGGACAUAGCUCUCAAACGUUUGGAUGCUCUGUGUAUUAGGUUAGAGAGAGAUCCUCAAUACCUAAAAUUAUACAAAGAUUUCAUACACGAAUAUGAACAUUUAGGACACAUGAAAGAAAUAAUCACUGAGGAGGAUAAUUCAGAGAUAAGAUAUUAUAUGCCACACCAUGGCGUAUAUCGGCCACAAAAAAGUACCACUAAAUUGAGAGUGGUCUUUAAUGCGUCGAAUCCGACAAGUAAUGGAUUGUCACUCAAUGCGUUGCAAUAUAACGGAGGACUUGUGCAAGAUGACUUAUUUGCAAUAAUGCUAAAAUUCAGAGAGCAUCCUUAUGCCUUUACGGCCGAUGUUAAAAUGAUGUAUCGUAUGAUACUCAUGCACGAGAGCCAGCAACCAUUGCUCAGAAUUUUAUGGAAAGAGAAUCGUGAUGAUCCAGUAAAAACGUUUGAGCUAAAAACAGUGACUUAUGGGACAGUGAGUGCUCCCUUUUUAGCAACAAGAGUACUGUUGCAACUAUCUAAAGAUGAAGAGAAGAGCUUUCCCUUAGCAGCACCAAUUCUUAGACAGAACUUUUACAUGGAUGACGUUCUUUGCGGCGCGUCUUCUUUAGAGGAAGCUAAGGAACUGAAGAGUCAACUUUCUGGUAUAUUGGCGAAGGGAGGAAUGCAGCUUCAUAAGUGGUCCAGCAGCCACUUAGAACUGGCUUCAAAUAUCGAUGGAGGAUAUGACUUUGAAAAUCUCAUCGAGACUAAGACGUUAGGAGUGUCCUGGAAGUCACUAGAGGACUGUUUUGUUUUCAGAGUUGCAGUCGAUUUAAAGAAUUCUUACAACAAGAGAUGUGUUCUUUCAACUAUUGCUAGACUUUUCGACCCACUGGGACUACUUGGUCCAGUAGUCGCAAAAGCCAAAAUCUUCAUGCAGAGCCUUUGGAGUCUUAAAAUUGAUUGGAUGGAUGAGUUGCCAUCUGAAAGAGCCAAAGAAUGGCACCAGUUUCUUGAAGAUUUCAAGAGUAUAAACAGUAUCUGUAUUGAAAGGUGUAUUGUGCAUCCGCAUGCGACGAGGAUUGAAUUACACGGUUUUGCCGACGCUUCAGAAAAGUGUUACGGAGCAGUGAUAUACUGUCGUUCUUAUUCGUCAAACGGCAUACCAACAGUGAAACUUGUGACGAGCAAAAGCAGAGUUGCACCCGUGAAAAGUGUCACAAUACCGCGGCUUGAGCUGUGUGCCGCCGUCCUCUUGUCAAAGCUGAUGAAACGAGUUGUGACUGCUUUACAAGUUGAUUCACCUCCAACGUACAUGUGGAGUGAUUCAACAAUCGUUUUAGCAUGGAUCCAAAAAGACCCUAACAUGCUAAAGACCUUUGUGGGAAAUCGAGUUUCCACCAUUCAACAGCUGACCUCUGCAGAACAGUGGCAUCAUGUUCCCUCGUCUCAGAACCCGGCUGACCUCAUUUCCAGAGGUCUCGACCCAUCAAGCCUGCACCACAGUUCAUUAUGGUGGACUGGACCUCCAUUCUUGUCCACUGAGGACAUGUUUUCCAGUGAGCCACCACCAGUGAGUUCCAUUGAAGAGUUCCAAUCCGAGUUAAAGACAAACCAGAGAGUGAUACAACAUGAACUAGAACGUUUAAAAUUUAGUGACUCUAAUAACUUUGUUUAUCUUAAUGCUAAAGUGAACAAUUUUGUGCAUGAUAUAAUUGGUUUAAGUAAUAAUUAUUGUCGUUUAAUUAGGAUAUUAAGUUAUAUUUACAGGUUCUUGAACAAUUGUAGAGUUAAUUUUCCUAAGAAUUUUGGAAUCUUAAAAGCUAUUGAAUUAAAGGAAUCUGAAAUGAAGCUCCUUAAAAUUAUUCAAGAGGAAGACUUUCACAAGGAAAUCAAGUCUCUCAAGGUAUCAGGUUUUGUCAAUACUGACAGUCAGGCUAAACCUGUUACUUUAGACCAGAUAAUGGGAGAUUUGCCGAGAGAUCGAGUAACACCUAACUAUCCAUUCAAUGUGAGUGGAGUUGAUUUUUGUGGACCAUUCUUCAUAAAAUAUCGCAACCAGAGGAAAGGUAUUUUAAAUAAAGUCUAUGUGUGUAUUUUUAUAUGCUUUGUAACCAAAGCAAUUCAUCUAGAGAUUGUGAGUGACUUAACGAGUGGAGCUUUUAUUGCUACACUAAAAAGAUUUUUUGCAAGGAGAGGCAAAUCAUCCAAAAUUUAUUCGGAUAACGCUCAAACUUUUAUUGGAGCGAUUAGGGAAAUUAAGAGAUUACUUGAGAUUGUAAUUGAUCAAGAUAAAAUUCUUGCUGAGUAUUUACUCUCAGAGGGAGUUGAAUGGAAAUUCAUUCCACCCCGUUCACCCAAUUUUGGAGGCCUUUGGGAGGCUGGAGUGAAGUCCUUUAAGUACCAUCUUAAACGUGUAGUAGGUAAAGCUAAUUUAACUUAUGAGGAAUUUUUGACAGUUACAAAUCAAAUAGAAGGAAUUCUAAAUUCCAGACCAUUAUCACCAUUGUCCUCAGAUAUAGAUGACUUAAAGGUCUUGACACCGGCACAUUUUUUAAUAGGCAGGCCUAUCAGUGCAAUAAUAGAACCAGAUAUUACGAGUAUAGACACUAAUAGGUUAAAAUUGUGGCAAAGAGUAACGAAAAUUGUCCAACUUAUUUGGAAACGUUGGCAUAUUACCUAUUUAAGCCAUUUACAAAAUCGCACGAAAUGGCAAAUAAUCAAAGCCAAUGUCAAGAUAGGUGAUUUGGUACUGUUGAAAGAGGAAAAUUUACCGAGUACCAAAUGGGCUAUUGGUCGUAUUCUGAAUAUUUACCACGGUAAGGAUGGUAACGACACUAAAGAAGGGUGCGGACAGUAUACAGCUUCAUCUGCCAAACCUGUUCUUGGGUAUCGUGAGAGUGCAUUCGCUCUCUUUCUAAGCGUCUUUGAUGUCAGCAACCGCAAAUAUCGCUCCGCCAAAGGUCAUGCAAUAAGCAAAGAGCUAGCAACCCUUCCAGUAAUCUGUCGCAACUUGCCUAUAGUCCCAUUCCGAAGUAGGUGA
Messenger RNA from Argiope bruennichi, 3492 nucleotides. RefSeq lists its product as uncharacterized. Gene Ontology annotation, biological process: DNA integration. Bases 1 to 3492 code for a protein of 1163 amino acids. The transcript is spliced from 4 exons. The record is from RefSeq and is a predicted model, not a curated record. NCBI's taxonomy places the organism in Eukaryota, Metazoa, Arthropoda, Arachnida, Araneae, Araneidae. Gene Ontology annotation, molecular function: nucleic acid binding.